AUGCGAGGCAGCGAUCCUGCUGCUCACCGAGGGGAUCCGCGGUGGCUUCCCGACGUCCGCUUGGAGGAAGUCCAACAAAAAAAAAAAAAAGGAAAAAGUUAGCUCACUCACCGACAGGCUUUCUUUAACCGGCAGACGGACUCGAGAUGUUGGGCGAAGACAGCGAGCGACCAGAGGCUAUGAGCGUGUACUCUGUAACCCUCAGCGGCCCGGCGCCUUGGGGCUUCAGGCUGCAGGGCGGCAAGGACUUCAGCAUGCCGCUCACCGUAUCGAGGCUGUCCCCGGGCGGCAAGGCAGCUCAGGCUGGUGUCGGGGUAGGAGACUGGGUGGUGUCCAUCAGCGACACUAAUGCAGAAGACAUGACCCAUGUGGAAGCGCAGAACAAGAUCAGAGCAGCAACAGACUCGCUCACCCUCACCCUCAGCAAAGCUUUCAAAGCGGGAGGAGACGGGAAGGACUCACUCGUGCCGGCUUCUGUGCAGCCAAAGUACUCCUUUGCCCCGAGCUCGGCCAUUAACAAGAUGGCGAGGCCGUUUACGGCAGGUGGUGGUAGUGCCAACUCAGGACCUGCUAUCAAACCUGUGGCAUACUCCCCUAAACUUAACACCACGAGCUCACAGGGUUGUGCCAGCAUGCAGCAGCCACGGAAUGGCCUUGAGCCAACUCGCUCACCUGCCAAGGCCCAGGCAGCAGAUAAACCAGCUGGCUCCAAGACUGCAGCUGCCAGUUCAGGCCCUUCCUCACGACCGCCGUGGGUCACUGAUCCUAAUUUUGCCAACCGCUUUCGCCCCGACAAGACGAGCACGGUCGUGACUCAGCACCAGCAGCCGGCCCAGCCGACGCCGAUGCAGAACCGCAGCUCCAUCUUGCAGGCCGCGCAGCAUGCGCCCGACGACGGCGGGAGUACUCCGCUGUGUGGCGCCUGCAACAAAAUCAUCCGCGGUCGGUAUCUGGUGGCGCUGGGACGUUCUUGGCACCCGGAGGAGUUCACAUGUUCACAGUGUAAAGUGGUCCUGGACGAGGGGGGCUUCUUUGAGGAGAAAGGGUCCGUCUAUUGUGCAAAGUGCCACGAUAGCCGAUACGCUCCCAACUGCGCCAAGUGCAAAAAGAAGAUCACAGGGGAAAUCAUGCAUGCCCUGAAGAUGACCUACCAUGUUGAGUGUUUCAAGUGUGCAGCCUGCAAGACUGCAAUCAGGAACCAAGCCUUUUACAUGGAGGAGGGAGAACCCUACUGUGAGAAAGACUACGAGAAGAUGUUCGGCACCAAAUGCCAUGGCUGUGACUUUAAGAUUGAUGCCGGGGAUCGGUUUCUGGAGGCCUUGGGCUACAGCUGGCAUGAUACGUGCUUCGUCUGUGCUCUCUGUCAAAUCAACCUGGAGGGGAAGACGUUCUACUCGAAGAAGGAUAAGCCCCUGUGCAAAGGCCAUGCCUUCGCUCCAGUGUGAGAGGGAGAGAGAGAGCUUCGUCUUCAGAGGAAGAAACGCUUCUCACUCGCUCUCCCUCCUCUUUACCGCACUCCGCCCUCCGGCACAGUCGUACAUGUUCUACUUCUCUUCUUUCCAACCACACACCUAGUCACACUAUGCCUUUCUUCCAUCCUACAGACUUUGUUUCAAUAUUUGAGGCUUACUUUUAGCUUCGCAUGCUGUUUUCUACCGUGCUGAUAGGACACACUACUGUUGUAAAGCUGGAAGUAGUCGAGGAAUCGUUUCGUGUCAUCACCAACCUGUUGACUAUGCUUUGUAUUCUUUUACAUCAGACAUUAAAAAGUGCAGCCGCAGUUGAUCCAGAUUUAUUUAGUAGUUUGUAGAGAAGAAUUCCAACAUCGCUGUACUAAUCUCAUCCUUGUUCAACCUGAAGUGAGACAAAGUCCGUAUCAAGGUGAAGGAGUGGCUGCACAUUGCAGUAAUGAUCUGCUUCCACUCCCAUGCUGAGUGUAGGGGAGUGGUGACCCCAUUCAGAACCCAGGCUGAGUCCCUUACUGCAGUACCUAUUAAUGAAAUGGGGGUCCAGUUUGAGCACAAAAGUGGUGUCCUUUUUCUGCUUGACUGGACGCCUGCACCUCUCCACGCAAGCACUAACUGGAGAAUGGGCUCAGAUUCGCUUGAGUAGUUAAUAACUAAUUGUGAGUCAUGUAAUAAUCCUCCACUGCUCCAAUUUUAACAAUCACACACGUGGGGGAAGAAGAAGACGUUCAUCCUUCACCAUGUUUCACUCCCCCCACUGUCUUUCUGGAAUUGUCUUUUGACAUGUUAUAAGGAAAAAAGAAAAUGGGAUUAUUCCAUACUUUCAAAUUAUGGUUGAAUCUGUAUUUAUAUUGCUUUUUUAUUUUUAUUUUUUUUAUAGCCGUUUGAAAUGUAUGCCGAGCGCUGGAUCAGAAAACCCGGCUGAACACAUCUGUAAGACGUUCUGUUGACUGAUGUUUCGGCCGCCUUUGUUCUCACCAACACCUGCUCCCCAAGAGGACAAAGGCCCAAUGCUUUUUGUUGGAGUGAAAUAAGUUAUUUCAUAAAAAAAGACAAAAAAAAACAACUUUCCAUAAACAGCUGUUGUAACAAAGUCCUUACUGAAUCCCUACAAUGUUCUCCAUGUAUAAAUAAAACAUUCUACAAAUA
This is a messenger RNA of Gasterosteus aculeatus aculeatus (three-spined stickleback), 2615 nucleotides long. Its product is annotated as PDZ and LIM domain protein 7. Gene Ontology annotation, biological process: heart development; actin cytoskeleton organization; muscle structure development. Gene Ontology annotation, molecular function: actin binding; muscle alpha-actinin binding. The record is from RefSeq and is a predicted model, not a curated record. Gene Ontology annotation, cellular component: Z disc; filamentous actin; stress fiber. NCBI's taxonomy places the organism in Eukaryota, Metazoa, Chordata, Actinopteri, Perciformes, Gasterosteidae.